AUGAGUCGCCGGAGAAACUCUGCCUCGACGAUCACAUCGUCCACCGACGCUUUUAGUGGAACCCUGCCAGUCCCUGAUAUUUUAAAGCAUUUGCACUUCCUCAUGGGAGCCGGCGCCAGUACUCCCUCUGCACCUGCAGAACCUUCUGCGGCAACAUGUCCUGUCGAUCACAAGACCCGUGAAGUCUGGUUGCAACAGAAUGGUGGCAAAGCGCCGCAUCCCGCUUCCUCUGCGCCGGCGCAAGAAGGAGAACAGCCCCCUUCCAAAUUACAACGACCUUUAUCCACAGAUCGGGAGAUUAGCAGCAUACCUCGAGCUGGCGCUCCGUCCGCCGCCGGCACUUGUCCGGAGGCAAAGAAGGGAUCCCCAUCGCCUUACGAAUCAUCUCCAUACGCUGCUUCGCACGGGGCUCCCUCCAACGCCGAAGCCGAGACGGGUCACGACCAGGCCUCGGGCAACUGGAUAUAUCCCUCUGAAAAACAGUUCUUCGAAGCCCUGAUGCGCAAAGGCAACACACCAGGGUCAACGUCAUCCCCCUCUGAACUGGCGACCUCCGUCGCCUCCAUCAUUCCCAUUCACAAUGCAGUCAACGAGCGGGCAUGGCAGCAAAUCCUCGACUGGGAAAACAAAGCGCCGUCCACGGAUCCCGGCAGUAAGAAAUGCGGGGGUCCCAAAUUAUAUUCGUUCCGGGGUCUCGGAGUUGAUCCUCAAUUUCUAAGUCCACGCGCCCGUAUCAACGGGUGGCUGGGGUACCAGCAUCCGUUUGAUCGGCAUGACUGGGUAGUUGAGCGCUGCGGCGGCGAGCGAGUUGAGUACGUGAUCGAUUUUUAUCAAGGCAAAACAAAUGCCGGUGGCGACAAGCCAGAUGGCCUUUCCGCAAACGCCGCCUCGGGCAAACUCAGCUUCUAUCUAGAUGUACGGCCGAAACUGAACACCUAUGAGGGCUGGAGGAUGAGAUUCAACAAGUUUGUCGGUUUCUGA
Messenger RNA from Penicillium oxalicum, 981 nucleotides. RefSeq names its product cytochrome c1 heme lyase CYT2. The transcript has a single exon. Bases 1 to 981 code for a protein of 326 amino acids. Gene Ontology annotation, cellular component: mitochondrion. Gene Ontology annotation, molecular function: holocytochrome-c synthase activity. Gene Ontology annotation, biological process: cytochrome c-heme linkage. The record is from RefSeq and is a predicted model, not a curated record. Lineage: Eukaryota; Fungi; Ascomycota; Eurotiomycetes; Eurotiales; Aspergillaceae.